AUGACGUUAAAUAAUAGUGAAUUAGCAGGUGAAAAAACACUAACCUGUUCUAAUAAUCAAAAGACACCUUUAUUUCAGGAACAACAGAAAAUUAGUCUUUAUAAAGCACUUAAACAGCGUUCACUACAACAUCAUCCAAAAAUAUUUGGAAGACGAUGUAUAGUGCCAGCAAGAUCAAUUCUUCCAUUUUAUAAAAGUCGCAGUGAUAAAGUGUAUCAAUUCAUUUUCCCUGAUAAUGAAUUUUGUACCCCUUUUAUUUGUGAAUUUGCUCAUAGAACACAUGAUGGUAAUCUUCUUGCUGUUGGUGAUGAAGAUGGACGUAUUUCAUUACUCAGGACAGAUAAAAAUAAUGAACAAAAUAAUCUCCAGUUUCACCAUUCAUUUUAUUGUCAUCGACAUGCUUUGACAGAUGUUAAAUGGAGUCCAGAUGACACUAUGCUAAUUACAGCAUCCACUGAUAAAUUAAUAAGACUUUGGGAUAUGAAUAUUCAAACUUCACUAGCUGAAUUUCGUGGACAUGGGGACAUUGUGAAAUCAGUCAACUGGCAUCCAACAAAUCAAAAUUUACUUGUGUCAGCUUCUAAAGAUGGUUCAUAUCGUAUUUGGGAUACACGAUAUAAACAAAGACGCCCAGAAAAUCCAGGUGAUGACAAGAGUAUACCUAUCUAUGAUUCCAUUAAACAUGAACCUUUUGCACAUAGUAAUAUCACCUCACCUGCAAUUACUUCAUCAUCAAAAACAACAAAAAAAAGGACCUAUCUCUCGUCUAUUACGAAUACAAGAAAGAAACCCACGUCUGGACCACAACCCCUUCUUAUUCGAUCUGUAACCUGCGCAGUGUUUAACGGACAGCACGAAGAACAGGUCAUUACCAGUGGCAGUACAGAUGGAGCAAUUAAACUCUGGGAUAUUCGAAUAGGCCGAAAGCCCUCUGUCCUUGCUUCUACCAUCUUUAGUUCGCCUGAGACUGGUAAACGAAAUGGUAUUGCUGAUAUGAAAUUAGCGAACGAUGGAAAACGUCUCUUUAGUUGUUGUAUGGACAAUACAGUCUAUAUGCAUUAUUUAACGGAUUUAACUCGACCAGCGAAAAAGUUUAGAGACCCACACUAUAAGGUAGGAGGGUUUGAUAUUCGCAUUUCUAUUUCUUCAGAUGAUCGGUUUUUGUUGUCUGGAUCCUUCGAUAAAGAUGUAUUUGCAUGGGAUUUAGAAGACCCAAUAUCAGAGAGGGAGGCAUCUUAUCAUUUUCAAGGACACCAAAAGAAAGUGAUAGGUGUAUCCUGGCACAAAAAAAAUAAUAGUCAGUUUGCUAGUUGUUCUGAAGACUUUACUACUAGGAUUUGGCAAAUUGAUCAUUAA
Molecule: messenger RNA, 1356 nt
Organism: Cokeromyces recurvatus
Lineage: Eukaryota; Fungi; Mucoromycota; Mucoromycetes; Mucorales; Mucoraceae
Product: WD40-repeat-containing domain protein
Exons: 5
Coding region: 1-1356 (451 amino acids)
Biological process (GO): proteasome-mediated ubiquitin-dependent protein catabolic process
Cellular component (GO): nucleus
Molecular function (GO): protein binding; protein-macromolecule adaptor activity
Source: RefSeq, a predicted model, not a curated record